Molecule: messenger RNA, 2782 nt
Organism: Owenia fusiformis
Lineage: Eukaryota; Metazoa; Annelida; Polychaeta; Sabellida; Oweniidae
Source: the annotation of a GenBank genome assembly
UUUUGAAAGAACGUAAUGUAGAGGUUUUCCUAAGUUUGUGAAACCAAAUGAUAAAUUUUAUCAAACAAUGACACAUUUAUCUGCCUUAUUAUUUGAUUAAGAUGUGACACUAUCUUAAUGAUAUAGAGAAAUUGUUUACAUUUUAAAGAAUGGACUUCUUACUAAAUUAAGGAAAUUAGGUCAACCAAUCAGACAGCUGGUCUCAAAACUAAAUUCUCCUGGUAACAAGAUUUUAUGUGAAGGUUGUUGUGGAGAAGCAUAUUAUUCAGAUUCUACCAAUACCUAAGGCAAAUAUUAGAGACACAAUCACAGAAUCCUCAAAUUACAGGAGGAACGAUGACAGCUGGUUCAAUUGCCGUACCAACCAUUGUGCCAUUGCGGGCACCCAUACCAGGCCAACAUAAGACUGCUAUAGACAGUAAUACGAGGAUAGAAAUAGCAUCAGAAACGCAUGGAGUGACUGUGUUCUACACAACAAAUGGUUCAAAACCGGAACCCUUCCAGAAGGUUGGACCCAGGAACACUUACAAAUACAGGGAACCAUUCACUCUUCCUGGGGGAAAGCGCAUCGUCAAAGCGGUGGCAGUUGAGAAUGAUGGCCUGCGUGAAAGCAACAUUGUCACUAAGACAUUUGAAGUGGAAUACAUAGAGCCAGACCCCCCGCCCAGAGUAGAUGAUGAACAUGGAUUUGUCAAUGAACUCAACAGAGAACGAAGGAAAGGGAAGCGUGGUACAGAUAAGUCCCUAAUGUCCCAGUUAUUGACUGCAAAGGAAGCUUGGGAAGAUGUACAGAAUCAUAAGGAAAUGGAGAAUAGAAUGGCUGAAAUGAAGGUGAAUGGAAGCAACAGACAUAGACCAACUAACAAGGCCAGGUUUACUCAGUCAAGACUUGGCUAUCCUGAUGCCUCAGACAAGGCCACCGUGGGACAACAUAGUAUCCGUGACAAUAUGACAGUGAAUGGAGCUACAGAUCUUGACCACUUAGACUACCCUGAGAGAAGACGUCCCCCAGACUCAGCUACUCAGGCACUAAGACUGCAGCGGGAAACUGAUUUCUUAAAAUGUAUAUACUGCUAUGCUCCCAGACCAGCUGAUCCCUAUGCCAGGUUCUGCAAUGAAUGUGGGAGUCCCAUACCUCCUCUGCCACAAACUAGACUACCCCCUCCUGAGGCAGGUCAGAUGGGUAUGUGUGUCUUCUGUAAAUCAAUGGUGCCUUUCAACACCCCUCAGUGUCUCAUAUGUGAGGCCCCAAUUCCUGCCCAGAACCAGCCACAGGCCAGCAUCAAGCUCGAUGAUAAACUCCUGUGUGUUGUCUGUGGAACCGCAAAUCCAUCCAACCUUGUCACGUGUGUGACCUGUGAAUCAAAACUACCUACCCAAGCCAAACCAAUCUUCAGCGGCCAAUCAGCACCUCCGAUGCCAAGUCAAGAUGGCCGCCUUCUAACGUGCACAAAAUGUCGUCGGGUAAACAAUAGUGAUGCACGGUACUGUGAUUGGUGUGGAGCUAAGCCUAAAGAGAAGCCUAGUCCAGCUGCCCGACACUUGAUCUGUUCAAAGUGUAAAGCAAGCAAUGGGCCAUAUGCACAGUUCUGUGGGACAUGUGGGGUGAUUCUUGAGCCCCCUAGACGUAUAGACCCCCGCAACAGUGGAAUGGCAGUCAACAUGGCAGGAGAUGGUAAGGUUGAUGCACAGUGGCUGCCCGUGACUGUCACACUACCACAAGACAUUCCUCGUUGUGACACAUCCACACAGACUGUAGGAUUGUUUUUCCCAUCUGGGCGAGAAAUCACAAAGCGUGAAGUUGAGGAGGAAGAAAGAUUAGCCCAAGAAAAAUUAGCAAGAGAUAGAAAACCUUUAUUGACAUCUGUUAGUCCUGGUAAAGGAUACUGGCGCAAACAGAUGGAGCACAUAUGUACGCACUUGAAGGCGCAUGCUCAGAAUGAUGCUGAGUUUAGAGCUCUUGUAGGUGAACCAAGGAUGGGAAAGCUACUGACGACAGCAGUACAUGAAGACGGGUACGAACUCAGCCUCACUGUGAACUUUGCCCUGCGUGGAAAUCAGGAUCCCUUCAAAGGCAAAAACCUUGGCAUGAGCAAGGGAGAAUAUCUCAGUGCAUAUACAGAAGGGAGGAGAGGUAGUGUAGGCAGUUUUGCCAGUAUGGAUAGCUUAGCAAGUGAAGAAAACAGUCCCAACAAGAAAACCAAAAAGAAAGUGAAGAAAGUGAAAAAGAAGGUGGAAGAUAAACAAUCUCCUGAUGACAAACGUUUACUAAAAGAGGUAGGAAAGAACGGGGAAGGUAGUCCAGAGGAGGUGCAGCAACUUAUAGAUGAGGGAGCGGAUCCUAACUGUACCAAUAAGAAUGGUGUCCCAGUGCUCCAUGUAGCUGUAAUGAACAAGCAUAUUGAUGCCAUUCCAGUCAUAGUACAAGCAGGAGCUGAUGUAAACACAAAGGGCCCAAAUAGAGGUAACAGUGCCCUCCACGAGGCUGUCACACUGGGCCAUGAUGGUAGAGAUGUCAUUGAUACAUUACUUGGAUGUGGCGCCAGUCUGAAGAAAAAGAAUGAGAAAGGGGAGACAGCGUAUGAUCUCGCUAGCAAAGCAGGACAUGACUCUAUAAUCAAACAGCUGGCCUCAAAUAUGGGACAAAGUGCACUGGAUAAAAUGAUAGCUCCUAAAUCUCACGAGAUAGAGACAUUCUAAGUAUACAAACCAUACACUGUUAGGUUUAUACUCAAUAAAAUGGGAUCAUCAAACUGGAGUUAUAGCCUGAGGGAAUUAGGGA